AGGGGUCUUUAACGUUUCAAGUAAAAUGCAAGUCUUGGCUAGUGGAAAGGGACAUCAGCCCUGUGUCUCUACCAGUCAGGUGGUUUCUGCACAUGCCUUCGCUCCACCAGUACAAUUUGCCAAGUGAGGUACUGCAUGUGGGGAUGAACAAUAGAAAGGUAUGUGUCUGCAGGCUGCACCUUACGCCCCCUAUCAGCAGCAGAGACACCGACAGACAGCUAACUGAUGACGUGGUUCGGUCCGUUGAUCAGAGCAGCAGUAUGGCCGACCAGAGCAGGCAAAUUAAACUCGCUGCAGCUAAGAAAAAGCUGAAGGAGUUUCAGCAGAAGAGCUCCCCUACAAGUGUGGGAGGAGAAAAGGGCGGGGGAGGAGGAGGAGGCGGUGGAGGUGGAGCAGGGGCUAAGAAGAAGAGAAAGGUGAAGGGACUGAAUCAAAAUGACGCACCAUCGACAGACAGAAACUCUCCAGUCAAUUUUGACCGUAUAUUGAAAGCAUUCACUCAAAGCAAUGGAGUAGUCCUCCCUCCUUAUGGCAACAGUCAGACGUUUGCCAACAUGGAGGUCAUGGUGUCCUCAGACACCCAGCAACUGGAGGACACGUCGGCCGAGGCUGGUCGCGACUCACCCGUGUCUAACCUCGCUAGCGCUAACACUGCUACUAACUCUGAGUCUGCCGGUCACAACGCUGACCUGCAGGACUAUCCUGAUACCAAUGGCAAUGAAAGUUUAACAGAGGAAAACAGACCGUUGUCUUCCACAGAGAGCCUGCGACAGCUCUCCCAGCAACUGAAUGGCCUUGUCUCUGAGACAUCUGCUGCUUAUGUGAAUGGAGAUGGUGCACCUUCUGUCAGUGAAAGAGAACUGGAGAAUCGGAACCAGGAGCUGGCAGCCGCCCUGGAGUCCAGCAACCUAACAAACUCUCAGCUCACUACCAAGCUAGACCAGCUGGUUCAGCACUCUCAGGGUCUCUCAGAUCAGCUACAAAAGGAGCGAAAGGAAUUUGAACAGAGAUACUCGAAAGAGCAGGGAGCCAUGCGGGAGCAGUUACAGGUCCACAUCCAGACCAUUGGUAUCCUGGUAUCAGAGAAAUCAGAGCUACAAACAGCACUACAAUACACACAACAGGCUGCACGGCAAAAAUCAGGCGAGGCAGAAGAGUUGAAUAACCGUCUACAUGCGACAAAGCAGAGAGUGUCAGAGCUGGAGAGGACUCUCUCAUCUGUGUCAACACAGCAGAAACAGUUUGAGAAGCACAACAAAGAGUUUGAAAAGGAGAGAGACAGCCUGAGGCUAGAGGUGCUAAGACUAAACAAUUUAAGUGAGGAGUCGAAGCAGCAGAGCUCCGAGCUGUCAGAGCAGUUAAAGCUCAGAUCGGAGGAGAACGGAGCAAUGCGUCUGGAGCUGGAAGACCUCCGCAAGAGGCUCGAGCUAGGCGACCUGAUGUUGCAACAGUACUCAAAUCAGUCCGAUCCCUCCAGUGCCAACCAGCAGGUCCAGUUACUGAUGGAGGAGAAGCAGCAGCUGGAGGCACACAAUCAGCAGUUGAUGGAGUUAAUCACCCAGCUGCAGACAGAGAGAGAUGUCUAUGCAGAGCAGAUCCAGGAGGAGGGCCGUGUAUGGAAGGACAAAACAGAACAGCUGCUAACACAGGUGUCUCUGGUUGCAGAAGAGAGGGACAGAAACAUCAGCCGAGUCCAGGAACUGGAGGCCAGCAUUACAGAGCUUAAAAAUGCUGCAGCGCUGUUGUCCCAGGAGAGACAGGUUCAGGAGGAAGUCCUUCUUCAGUCCUCAGGGCCAUCAGAAAGUGAGCUAGCCCUGCAGGAGGCCCUCGUUACCCUCCAACAGGAGAAAGAGGCUCUGACUGCACAGUACCAGGCACAGCUGCGAGAUAACCAGCAGCUGAGCCGGAUGUGUUCAGAGCAAGAAUCGCGCAUGGGGGAGAUGGAGCGGCAGGUGGAGAGCCGAGUUGAGGAGGCAGAGGACCGCCGGCGCAUGUUGGAGGACGUUCAGUCAGACAAGGCUACUAUUAGCCGCGCUCUCACCCAGAACCGCACACUGAAGGACCAGCUGGCUGAGCUACAGAAUGGCUUCGUCAAACUGACCAAUGAGAACAUGGAGCUGACCACUGCCAUUCAGUCAGAACAACACGUGAAAAAGGAGCUGGCUCGUCGAAUGGGUGAACUGCAAGAGAGCCUGCAUAACUCCAAGGAAGAGCUGGAACUGAAAGCUAAGGAGGCUCAGGUUCUGAUGGAGCAGAGGGACCAGGUAGUGGCCCACCUGCAGCAGUACUGUGCAGGCUACCAGACCCUUGCCUCAGAGCGGGAACACCUCCACCACCAGUACCUGCAGCAGGUCCAGCUCAUGGACCGGCUGCAGCACGAUGAAAGCCAGGGCCGCGUGCAGCUGGAGAUCAGUCACAAUCAGCUCAAACAGGCACAAGAUCAUUUGGAGCUGUUGGUCAGAGACAAUGAGCAGCUAAAAUCUGAAGUGAAGGAGCUGCUCAACAGCUCAGCACUCAGCCCGUCAUCCAGAGACCAAGGUGAUGGAGUGGAAAGCCAGUCCCUACAAGAGAGCCCAAAGAGGUCUUCCUCGCUUGUUAUCCCAGAAGACUUUGAGAGCCAGAAGGAAAUGGAGGAGUUUAUAAGGGGAGCUCUGGCUGAACUCGAGGCGGAGAGGGACGAAGUCAGGAGGCAGCUGGAGGAGGAGCAUCGGCUGCACAUGGCGGCCCGACACCAGGCCGCUCUGGCCCUCAGCCUCGAGCACCAACACCAACACCACAGCCACCAACCUGCUCAUGACCAUCAACAUGAGCAUGAUCACUCUCAGGACCAACACAGCCACUGUGAACACAGCCACGAGCAUUCAGACGGCGGAGGAGUCCCAGUGGAAGUUCAUCAAGCGCUGCAGGCUGCCAUGGAGAAGCUGCAGCAUCGCUUCACCUCCCUCAUGCAGGAGAAAGCUGACCUGAAGGAGAGGGUGGAGGAGCUGGAGCACCGCUGCAUCCAGCUGUCAGGAGAGACCGACACUAUAGGAGAGUACAUAGCUCUGUACCAGAGCCAGCGCGCCAUCAUGAAGCAGAAACACCAGGAGAAGGAGCAGUACAUCAGCAUGCUGGCUCAGGACAAGGAGGAAAUGAAGGCGAAGCUUGCAGAGCUGCAGGAUCUGGUGAUGAGGCUGGUUGCCGAGAGGAACGACUGGUACAGCCGCUACACGGGAGCUGUGGCCGGUGCAGGCACGCCAAACCCUGACCUGCUUCCAGUUGGGGAGGAUCACACUCACCCUGAGCACAAAGCACGCACACACCCAGAGCUUACUGAGUUCAGCGGAGCAGAAGCCAUGGAAGUCAUCCCCCUGUCAGAGCCCACCACAGGCCUGAAAGCCACCUCUUCCCAGACGCUCUCCACCGGCUCAGCCCCGUCAGACUCCAAACCCCUUGCACCCAAAGAGGACGGCACGGCACAGCAGAUCAUGCAGCUGCUCCAAGAGAUCCAGAACCCUCAAGGAGGGCAAAGAUCACCUCCAUUCCUGGGCGAGAACCCCUGCAUCCCCUUCUUCUACAGGCCUGACGAACAGGACGAAGUCAAGAUUCUGGUUGUGUGAGGUGUGUGUGUGUGUGUGUGUGUGUGUGUGUGAUAGCGAAGCCUGUGUGAGAGUUAUUGCACAUGUCUUGAAGUAUUGGGAGAAAAAGAACACCACAGUUUCUAUCUCAUUUGUCUCAGACACAAACACUUUAAGAACUUUGAUGCCCUUCAGCUGGUCACAGAAAAGAGAGUUUUUUCAUGUUUUUGUUUUUAUGUCUGUUUUUUUCUGUCCUUAGAAAAGAGAUAAUCAGUAUCCCUGAGGGCAAUCUGAUUAUCCUUCCUUCCACCAUUCUUAAUACCCAUCUCCCCUUUUUGUCUCCCAUCUUUACACAUAAGUGCAAUAAAAGGGGUCGUGUAUGCUGACCCCUCGCUGACGCGGCUCUUAAAGAGCUGCGGGAGAAUAUCAGCCUGUUUGUGUGCAACUUUAAUUUAUAGUAAAUCUCAGUUUUUACACAAUUCACUGUACAAAUGCCAAAAAAAAAAGCAUCACGUUUGAAUGUAAUAACUUGAGUAUUAUGCUAUGCGUGCGUGUGUGAAAUUAGGAAGGUGAAAAGGUGCGAGAGGGAAGAGGUGAAGAGUUGAAAUGUCAAAGAAAGUCAGUGAAGAGAUUCAGUGCACGUGAAAGCUUUUUUUGGAAAUGAAGCACUGCUGCGUUGGAAAGUUGAGAUCUUGCCGGUGACAUGAUCAGAUGGAGGCAGGUGCGUCACAUUGGUACUUUUCUCAAACCACCUUUUGUCUGAUUUAUUAUUAUUUUCUCCAAACACUGAAAAGAAGUCAGUGUUAAGAUGUGCGAAACUCUUGAAAUGUGAUGUUCUUGAACGUCCUGUUAGACUGAGCGCAGUCACCACAGUUACAUUGAGUCAUCCGAGGAGAUAGAUGCACUUUGAAGACCCCAUGAAGCAGAGACACACUUUACUCCUUAAUAUUAAGGUGUUAUCUUCCUUAGAGUGUAAUAUGGGUUCAUAUUAGAUCUUAGCGUGAGAGCAAGCUUCAUGUUCUGCUUCAUUCUCAUACAGUUAGCGUUACAGAUACCACAGCGUAGUGACAUGUGGAAGUUACAGGAUGUAGAGUGCUGAAUCUCUUAAGCACUCAUACUUGAUCUCUCCUCUUCACGUAUUCUGGAGCAUUCGAGCACUUCUCAUCCACGGGGGUCUUUUAUUCCCCUAAAGAAUCAACACUAUAAAUACGAGCGGGCUUAUUUCUGUUACCUUUUAGCUCCACAUAUCAAAGAUGAAUUAAUGCACAUCCUUUGCAACUGGACUGUGUGAGUGUGUCUGUGGUGUGUGUAUGUGUGUGUAAAUCCAAACCGUACCCCCUCUUCAUCUGUUGUAAUUCAUUUUUUUUAGAGUUCUAUCAGAUUAUAAGAGUAUGAUUGCACUAAAGCUUCUCAUUCUGUCCUCUGAAGCUGCUUGGACGGAGACGUUUUCUGCCACAGAGCCUCUUACUAACAUCUGUGGAGGGAAAGAGGAACACCUAUGAAGCCAGCGUGUGUGUGGCUGAGGUUUCCAAUCGAAGCGAAUGAACCGAAAGUGUGGUGGUGAUGUGUGUGUGCGUGUGUGUGCACUUUGAGGAUGAAGGUGUGUAAAUAUAAGUAGACUGAGAUAGCUCACUUUAAGAAGUUGUAAAUUAAUUCCCAAAAGUGAGGGACCAAUCAGAAUUUGAGAAAAUGGACAACUCUUGAAAACUGGAGGACACAAAAGAAACUUGAUCUUCUCUGGGCAUUAAAAAAAAAUGAAACGGUCUGAAUCCAGACUUCAUGCUUUUCUUGAAGACGUCAGCUAUAGAAGAGAGAUGCUCAUAUUCACACAUACAGAUUAAAGCACUAUCACAGCAACUUUCUUCAUUUCAGAUCAUUCAUAGCAGAUGUCCUGUCUUCUUCGAGACUUCAUGAUUUUAAAAUGCCGGGAUACAAACGUCUCAUUGCUUCUUUUCGAGGUAUUUUUUACCCUCUUAUUCGGAUGUCUUUGAAUUUUAAGUUCUGUUUUGUUUACGUUGCUGGAGAGGACACUUUAAGUAUUUAAUUGCACACUUGGCUCACUAAAAGAAAGCAUAAGUACGAUUUCUGGCAUUCAAGGCCUAUUAUAGAAACCAAAGUACAUUUGGUGCCAUUCUUGAUUAAAACAAAAUCCUUGCUUCAUUGCAUUCUUACACUUCUUGGUUUCUUCAAAACAUGCCACAAAAUGAUUUUUCCUUUAUUUUCUUUCUGGAGUGAUUAAACCAAGAGAUAAGUAUACAAUAAAAUGUAAUGGUGUGGUUUCAGGGCUAACGAAUAUGGAUAAAAUAACUUCCAGCGCUUUCUAAUCCACUGUUAAAUAUGUAAUGUGUGAUUUAAAGAAUAGCAACGAGAAAUCAUCUAUUGUCUUCACUGUAAAGGAGGUGGUGUAUAUACUGUAACUGUGUAACAUAUUGUAUAUUCAUUAUGCCUGGUGUGUGGGGGGAAAGCUGCUCUGCCAUGUUUUCUGGCAGUGUGAAGUGUGUGUAUGUCUGUUAGUUCAGUGUCGGGGCGUUGGCGGUUACUGACUGGCUGUGAUUUAUUACAAAGAUUGACUAAACAAGAGAGAAAAUAUUCUAUUUAUUUGGAUAAGUUAGUAUCUCAACUAAUCAGUUUUAAUGUAAAAUAGAAGUGACUGUAGGAUGGAAAUGAAGGAUGUUUCAGAGAACUGAUUUGAUGGAGGGCUGCUUCUGACAGAAGCUUACUGAUUUGUUUUUUCUUCCUUAAUAUUUUCUCCCCUUCUCCUGAAUAAAGCUGAUUGAGCAACCUAAA
Notolabrus celidotus (New Zealand spotty) is the source of this 6344-nucleotide messenger RNA. It is a transcript of the gene golga2, whose product is annotated as golgin A2. Gene Ontology annotation, biological process: Golgi organization. The transcript is spliced from 30 exons. Bases 93 to 3599 code for a protein of 1168 amino acids. The record is from RefSeq and is a predicted model, not a curated record. NCBI's taxonomy places the organism in Eukaryota, Metazoa, Chordata, Actinopteri, Labriformes, Labridae. Gene Ontology annotation, cellular component: Golgi cisterna membrane; Golgi apparatus; cis-Golgi network. Gene Ontology annotation, molecular function: protein binding.